UAAAACCCUAAAAUUACUUCAAAAACCUGUGCACAAGCACUCAGCCGUGGCACAGGGUCCCCAGCACCAGCGAGCUCGCCGGCUUCGCCGGCUCGCCCGAUAAUUCUAAAACCUCUGAAAAACACUAGGUGGCAGUAACACUAGCAUUAUUUGGUGCUAACGAUCAGUUCCGCCCAUUUCGUUCCGAGGCCUCGCGGUUCCGCCCAUAGGAAUAGUCGGUUCCGCGACAUGUAUUGUUAAGCCGUUAUCACACAGCCUCUAGCAGUGCUGAAAAGGAAGGGCGGGCAGGCUUCCGGCUCCCGUCUCCGUUCUUUUGCCUACUCACUUUGCCAGACCCUUGACUGAACCGCUCUGAAUACACAACAGUCAACAUAAAUAAUCGAGAUGAACAUUUGACGUAAACACUGUUGUUAGGUCAGGAUCGGCCCCAGCGGAAGCGGAGGACACCCGGGAAGGAGUGCCUGAAGGAUGAAGGUGGACUUCACACUCAAGCGAUUUCCAAUCAAUGGGCGGCUCAAGGAGCACUGUGGCCUGCCCUUCAGCUGCGUGCUGCAGCCGUACCACCGACUGAGCGAGAAGGAGGCGGCGGCGGGCGAUGCUUCGUCGGUGCGCAGCGAAGCCAUUGCGCGCUGCUCGCACUGCUAUGCGCUUUAACCCCCCCCCCCCCC
This is a messenger RNA of Chlamydomonas reinhardtii, 668 nucleotides long. RefSeq lists its product as uncharacterized. Bases 469 to 654 code for a protein of 61 amino acids. Lineage: Eukaryota; Viridiplantae; Chlorophyta; Chlorophyceae; Chlamydomonadales; Chlamydomonadaceae. The record is from RefSeq and is a predicted model, not a curated record. The transcript has 3 exons.